Messenger RNA from Heteronotia binoei (common prickly gecko), 2903 nucleotides. RefSeq names its product CREB/ATF bZIP transcription factor (gene CREBZF). Gene Ontology annotation, biological process: regulation of DNA-templated transcription. The record is from RefSeq and is a predicted model, not a curated record. The transcript has 2 exons. Lineage: Eukaryota; Metazoa; Chordata; Lepidosauria; Squamata; Gekkonidae. Gene Ontology annotation, molecular function: DNA-binding transcription factor activity. The coding region runs from base 1 to 816 and encodes 271 amino acids.
AUGCGCCACAGCCUCACCCAGCUGCUGGCGGCCUCGCCGGGCCCAGGUUGCUCCCGGGAGCCGGCCGCGGCCUUCUCCCUCCCCCGCGAGGGAAGCGGCGGCAGCUCGGCGGAGACGGGCGACGAGGCGGAGCGGCUGCCGAUGGACGACGAGGCCGAGCUGCUCUUCCCGGGCUUGGAGCUGGACGCGUGGCUGGAGGAGGCGUGGGCCGAGCCGCGGAGCCCGGAGGUGGCCGAGCCGCCUUCGGGCCGAGCGGGGAGCAGCGGCAGCCGCCUGAAAGCGGCCGAGGCGGCGCGCCUGAACCGCCAGCGGAAGAAGCAGUACGUGCAAGGCCUGGAGAGCCGCCUGCAAGGCCUGGCCGCCGAGAACCGCCAGCUGCGCGACCGCAACCGGGGCCUGUGCCGCCGCCUGCGCCACCUCGAGCGGGAGACCGGCUACCUGCGCGCCGUGCUGGCCAACCAGAGCGCCCUGGGACGCCUCUUGAGCCGCCUGGCCGGCCACGGCAGGGUCGGCCUGAGGGUCGCCAGCGGCCUCUGGGGGGAAGACGAGGCGGAAGACGCCGAUCUGCAGUGGGGCCAGCCCUGCGGGGAAAGCGGCGGCGGCGACCACGACUACGCCCUGCCGGUGCCGCGGGAAGAAGGAGAAGACGACGCCCGCCCGCCCCGCCGCGAUGGGGCGGCCUCCUCCCCCAGCCCCGCGGGCCUCUGCCUCCACGUGGACCGCGACCAGGUGUCGGUGGAGUUCUGCUCCGUUUGCUCCAGGAGGGCGGCCGCCGCUGCCCCUGCCCCUUCCCCUUCCUUCGCCGCCAAAAUGUAGGGUCAAGUAUUCCGCCUUUCCUUCCUAGCCUGCGGAGAACGGAUUCUGUGGGGUGCCGGCCAGAGGAUCGUCCCAGGGGGGUGUGCUUUAGUGGAGGAGGCAGUCAGAGGAUGAAGAGAGAAAGAAAGAAAAAAGAGACAGAAACGGGGGGAAAAAAAAAAGAGGGGCAGGGUGUGGGGGAGAGAAGAGCAGAGGAAACUGGCAUGUCUCCUAGCCAAAGAGGGAAUGAAUGAAAUCAGCAGACCCUUUGUGUGUUGCAUGCGAUCAGACGUCCAUCCUCUGGGUGCCAUUGGGGAUUUUGGCAUAGGGUGUACAAAACGUGGUGUAACCGAGGACCUGCGAUCUGGCAGGCAUCAGAGCAUCUCCCGUGUUGACAUGAAGAUUGACCUAUUUGGAGACUGCUAGGGUUUCUUUAAAAUGUGGUCUGACUGGUUUUAUAAUGUCGGUUGCCAGUUUAAAAAAAAGAAAGAAAAAGGUCUAGCAGAUAAUACCGUAGGCUUAUUUCGUGGGAAGUUUGAGAAUGUAUAAUCGUCGACUACUUCGCUGGACAGACAUUAAUAGUCGUACCACUCAAUGCAGUUAAGGAAAAAAAAAGUGCAUGUGAAAAUUGUAACGCAUCUGUUAUACAUUACUAUUAAACCUCUCUUGACAGUUUCUUUUUUAGGUGCUUGCCCUGCCAGGCCCCGUUGUGUAGGGGUUAAAAGAACAGUCGUUUUCCACCUCGCAACCUGUGGAUACAGCUGUCUUGGGGGCAGAAGAAACGGGACCAGCUGCUGGCCACACUUCCUGCUUUAUUUUAAAAGGUAGUAUGAGAGAGAGAAAAAGGGAAAGGUAAAACAGGGCAUUUGCUAUCUUUCACUUAAAGAAAACAGACUAAUGUGAAUGUUUUGAGUAACUUAAAUCGCACUUACCCACAGAAAGUUGAUAACAGUAUUCAUGCGAAAAGUGGUAGUGUAAAAAUGCACAGGAGUAUUCAUGAUAUCUAAUUGGCUAAAUCGCUUGACUCAUUCAUUGUGAAGACACAACAGCACUAUACCUGCUCUUGAGUACAGUCACACUGGUUUCAGUGUGGCUUACCUCUCAAGUAUAUAUCUUUAGAACUACAGCUGGAAGGAGAUCUUAAAUCUGUCCGUCUCCUCCGUGACAUGGGCCUUCCUUGACAUUUGUGUCUGUUGUGGAAUUGUGCUAAUUUUCUGUCUCAAAACUCACUGUCCUUUGUAAAGGGCACCUAGUAUUCUUUUUCUGGUUGAAGAGUUUGCAACACUACAUACAGGAAUUUGCUGGUUCGUGUUUGUCUAGCGCAAACUCUGCUUGCUGUCGGCGAUCUUUUUAGAAGUCCUGUAGGUGGUCAUACUCCUGCUUGGAGAAUCUGAAUGGAGUGAAAAUAAAUACCAAGGAAGUCUUAAUUUUUGCUUUACUUGGUAUUCAGUUAAAUGUGGUUGCACGGUGCAAUAAACUGCAGUUGACAAUAUGCAGUCCCUCUUGGCAAUGCUCCUGCGUCUUCGCAUAGUUUUAUUUGUUAGCCGACGGCUAUAAGCCCUGGCUCGUGCAUGCCAUAAUUUGCUACACCCAUGCUGUACCGAACAGGGCUUCAGAAGAUGAUGCAUUUUUACAGUCACUUUUCGCAUGGAUGUUUGCCUAGUGUAAUAUUACUGUGAAAGUGGAAAUCCACUUCUCUCUCCUUUUGUAUGACUAAAAGUGUAUUGCUGAGCAAAAAUAUUCUGGGACUUAAUACUGUCCUCCACUUAGCAUGUGUGUCAUUGCCCCUUGAAAAAUACAUGUUUGCAUCCGAAUACUUGCUGAUUCUGCAGCAUGGCAAGUGACACAUUUACCUAAGAGGAAAACGCCCAGAAGUAUGACUGCAGGGAUUUUUAGUGCCUCUUGAAGCAUGUUUGAACCAGACAAACUGCAGAAAUUUUUUUUUCCCCUCCCAGCCCUUGCUUACUGGUUGGUGUAAUGUUGUUAAAACAUUUGUUCAACAAGUGAACCAUAUUUGGAAAAAAAUGUGUGAAUGUUGCUUUGUAAAUAGUUCUGCCACACUAAUGAGAACACAGCGUCCUAAUAAAACAAGGUGUGUUUAUCUUCUG